Rhipicephalus sanguineus (brown dog tick) is the source of this 672-nucleotide messenger RNA. RefSeq lists its product as uncharacterized. Lineage: Eukaryota; Metazoa; Arthropoda; Arachnida; Ixodida; Ixodidae. The record is from RefSeq and is a predicted model, not a curated record. The transcript is spliced from 2 exons. The coding region runs from base 14 to 637 and encodes 207 amino acids.
GUCCCCCUCAAAAAUGAUUCCAGUCGUCCUCUUCGCUCUUUUCGCCGGGGCCUUCAGUGCCAGCGUCAGCGAUGCCAACCGCUACAUCGACCAGGUGCUCGGUUACCAAAUGGCCGAUCUCAUGCGUCGAAACAGGCUGGAUCCACUCGCAGUGGCUCCUUACUUCACCAACCUGGGCAAGCCUGGCACUCUAAGCGCACAGAUGCGCAUCGUCAACGUCACCGGUCUGGGGCAGAUCCGGCGUCAAGGCGACUGCGGCCGGCCCGGAUCAUCUGGACCCGGUCGAGUCACCGUCGGCUGCAACGUCGUCCUCGACCGCAUUACCGUGAGCGCCACUUCCGACUUGAGUUACGCGGGCAGCGCCACCCGGCGCGUUGGAACUCGGGCUGACUUUGCCACCAACCACGCGCUGGUCGAGGUGACGUCCACGCUUGGCGGCCAGCCCACGGUCAACUUCAGGUUGCUCAGGCCACCCACCGCUCGUGUUUACUUCACCGGACUCAGGGACUUGCCCCUGUACCAGGUCAUUGAGAAGGGCUACGAGCAAGAGUUCUCUCGUCUCCUUCAGACACAGCUCUCGGGGCCCUACCUCACCAACCUUGGUCACGCCUGCCGGGCCGUCCCCUUCCCACGUUAGCGUAUCUUCACUUGCUGCUGCCCAUGAAUAAAACA